AAUAAGCGAGUUACAACAACUGUAGAUGGCUUCGUCAACGGACCAAAGCUCAAUGAAAACGAUGCCGUCUUCUCGAGGACUUGGAUCUAUUUCAGACCUCAAAAACCUCUUUCCUACGAAAACACACUUUUUGAUUUUCGUAGGGUACAUGGCCCUAUUUAUAAGCCAAGGCAUCCUUGUUACAGCAACUAAAGACAAAAGCAACCACUACUCGUAUAAUACUGUCACUGUGGUUCUACUGACGGAAUUCGUCAAACUCAUAAUUGCCGUAGGAAUUCAGCUUCAAACAUCAACCUUCGGGGAGUUCUUGCAGCAUAUCCGAUCUAAUGUUAAAGUGCUGGUACUUUAUGUGGUGCCUUCUUUCAUGUACUGUCUCUACAACAACUUGGCUUUUGUGAAUUUAGCCAACUAUGACCCAACAACUUACUACCUCCUGCUGCAGUUUAGAGUUGUGGUAACUGGAGUAAUCUUUCAGAUAUUGUUUAGUAAGAAGCUGAGUGGGCUUCAGUGGGUAUCUUUGCUGUUGCUAACAUCUGGUUGUAUUAUCAAGCAGAUCAAAUUUGAGAACCUUGCGGCAGGAAGUAGCUCUUUCUCCAUACAGUUUGACAUUCAUCUUCUGUUAAUCCUUGUCCAAGUGUUUUGUUCCUGUUUUGCUGGUGUUUAUAAUGAGUAUUUGUUAAAGGGUAAAGGUGGUGAUGUGCCAUUUAUGGUUCAGAAUUUUUUCAUGUAUGUAGACUCGGUCUUGUGUAAUUUUGCCGUUCUCUGGUACAAUGGCACAUUAUCUGAUGCAUUUACUGGAGAAAGCCUAGCAUCCAUUGCCAGAGGUAAAGUUUUGGCCAUUAUUUUCAAUAAUGCUGGCAUUGGCAUAACCACAGCAUUGUUCCUGAAGCAGCUGAAUUCUAUUCUUAAGACUUUUGCUAGUGCACUAGAGAUCAUGUUCACUGCUGUAUUGUGCUGGAUUAUCUUUGGAAUUCCAGUUGAUAUUUUCACGUUCGUUGCCAUUGCUAUUGUUUCUUAUGCAGUAAUUCUUUAUGCUCAUAAUCCUGUAGAUAACACACCCAAGCCUGUAGAGGGCAAUCAGAAAUCAAACACUAGUGUUUAGAAGCUAAUUUCUUUUUAAAAUCACACACACACCUAAGAGAGGAAGGUACCCAAAGAAAUAAGUUUUGUCUGUAGGUAUUAGAUACCAGGAUAGUGGGUUACAGGUGAACUAGCUGAACUUGAAUAAAAGAAUAUCCAAGACAUGUCAGUUGAAGUUUUGGAAUGGAAAAGAUUUUAGAAAAUGAAUUCAAGGUAGAAGGUAGACUUGAAGCUGGAGAUGACAGUCAGGUUUUCUCCAAGUUUUGUAGUGAGGAGACAAUACUUAGCCCUUUGAGCAAAAAGAGUGAUCACCAUCUAAUAUCCUCUUACAUUAUCAUCCCUAAGUCACACAUGUGGAUCACAAGAAAAAGGGAAAUGAUCACCAACUAAAGAAGUUUUUGAUUGUUAAACAAGUUCUCCUUUUCAGCACCCCUAGGAAAUUUAUAGAGAAUAGUAUGGAGAUUAUACAUACCAAUGUUAGGUGGUAAGGGAUUAAAAGAAGGCUAGCUAGUAUCUAGUUUAUUAGAUUUAAUAUGUUGUCUUUAACGUCUUCAGUCAAUGACCAAAGUGACCAAUGAAGUUCACCACUUCUGACUUAAAGGGAAAAGCGUUUUAAUUUAAUAUAUUAAUUUAUUUGUUUUCAUAAAGUUAUUAUCAAAUUUAGGUCUGUGUCAAGAUCAAUUUAUACUGCGCACUUAUUGCUUGUGAUUUUUGCAUGUAAACACCUAAGAAAUGAGAGAAUUGAUGAAAAAGGGAAAGUAGUUUGACCAACAAAUCACCCAUGACAACAUCAGAGGUAAAAAAAAAUUAAGGGUGUAAAUUGGUCUUGAAUUGCAGAUGAGCUAGUACAGAACACAUUCAUGCAGCUAAUUUUAGUUGAGUAUUACCAAGUAAAUAUUUUCUUUCUUUAAACUCUAAAUCUCCAGUUAACAACUAGCUUUUCAGACAUAAGAAAUUGUUUAACAAGAAUCACAUGCAUCCACAUCUACUAUUGGAAAAGGUUAAUAAGGUCUUAGUUAUGUCUUAGUACAGUACUGAAUUGUUCAGGAACACACUUACCAUCCACAUGUCAAAAUACACUUUCAUAUUUUUAUCUGUGAUAAAGUAGAUUACAUAGUCUAAACAGUUGAAGUUGGUAUUUUAUUAGCCAGGGCCCAGUUAUUCAAAGGGUGGAUAAUGCUAUCCAACAGAUAAAUUGCUCUCCUGUACAUCAGUGCUAACAAAAUGUACUGUGCUAUCCACUGGAGAGAGAUUUAUCCAUUGGAUAGUAUUAUCCACCUCUCCAACAACUGGGGUCGGGUUUUUUAAGUUUUCCAUUACUUUUAUCCAUUUGGGUUAAUUUUUCUUCCUUUUCCCCAUGCUCAAGAGGAAUAUAUUUUUCAUUUUUUAAGGGUAUGAUCACCUUUAAGUAAGGACAUGAAAUGGUUAAAAGCGUCCUGAAUUGUGUGUCCCACAUUAAGUCUUGGCACAAUUUCUUUAAUGAGAAAUAAAAAAACUAUUUCUGAAUUUUUCAAUUUGAUCCACCUCAAGCUUUUGUUAAGGAAGAUGUGUCAAUUGUGUUAGAUUCCACUCAAGGUAAUUUUAUUAGACACAUACUUAAAAAAAAAACCUUGUCAAUUAAAUUAUUGAAAGUUUGUCAACAAUAAAUUCAG
This is a messenger RNA of Pocillopora verrucosa, 2732 nucleotides long. Its product is annotated as UDP-galactose transporter senju-like. The record is from RefSeq and is a predicted model, not a curated record. Gene Ontology annotation, cellular component: Golgi membrane. Gene Ontology annotation, molecular function: UDP-galactose transmembrane transporter activity. Lineage: Eukaryota; Metazoa; Cnidaria; Anthozoa; Scleractinia; Pocilloporidae. Gene Ontology annotation, biological process: pyrimidine nucleotide-sugar transmembrane transport.